AUGCACUUCAUAAUUCAGAACAUUGAGAAGACAGCUCUGCUCUCUGAGCAUAUCAAUCUGCUUACUGCUGAGAUGAAAUCUGAGACAGCAGAUCAGAAAAUGUGGGAUUUUGAGGUGCAGAUUGACCUGGCUGAGAGAAAGCAGCAGAAACCCUUCUCUGAGAAGGCAGCAGAGAGAGAUUUUGAGGUGAUUAUCAUCUCAGAUAAGGAGGAGAAGAAGAAGAAUGAGAAUAAGAAGUGA
Messenger RNA from Blastomyces gilchristii SLH14081, 240 nucleotides. RefSeq lists its product as uncharacterized. The record is from RefSeq and is a predicted model, not a curated record. Lineage: Eukaryota; Fungi; Ascomycota; Eurotiomycetes; Onygenales; Ajellomycetaceae. The transcript has a single exon. Bases 1 to 240 code for a protein of 79 amino acids.